AAACCAAAACAAUGAUGGUUGUCCCAACAUAAGCAUUCUUUAACUUCGCUCAACAACAAGUUUAAAAACUUAGCAGAAGUUUCUGUUCACUGUAGCCUCUCCAGUUCAGGUGGUUGUUUCCCUGAGCUUUUAGUUUUUAAACUCUUUUAGUUCCUCUGUCACAUCGCCCUUCUGUUUAUUAUUUAUCACACGCAUCUCGCGUUAUGCCACGGAGAGCAGUUUCACCAGCCCUGAGCAGUGCCGAGGGAGGGAGUGAGACUGCAAGGAGUUCUGCCGGGAUAAAAACAGUUUAUUCCGAAAGGUGUUCUUUAGGACCCAUUGGGGACCUGCUCUGUGUUUUCCUGUGAAUGGGAGUGGUAAGCGGAGGGUUCUGAGCUGACAGGCUCGCAGCGACUGAGGUACUCGGUUGAAUGUGGAACAGCCCGUCUGCUGGAACGCUGCCUCGAUGCUGGGCCUUGGAGCCACAAUGAAGUGUCUUUGUGUGAAGUGAAACAGAUCACAGCAACGGGAUUGUUUGCGUGCAGAUGGGAGGUGAGAUAAUCCUGCACUCAGUCCAUACUUUAACCAGCGAGAGCUUGACAACCGGAAAGUUGCUUUCGGAAGGAUCGUUUCAGUCUGUGGUUUAGAUACCUCUGUGAGGAAGUUUUUCAGCACACGUUACACAUUCUGGCACCCUGUUUUCAAGAUGCACAACGUGGUGAGUUGUACUGUAUCCCUGGGAUCGCUGGGAUUGAUGCAGCUCCUGGGAAUCUCCUGGACUUGGAGCAUUGCUGCCAGUUUGGGCAUUUAUCUCGGAACUGGAGGAUGGAGGUUUUUCCGAAUUGUGGUGAAAACUGCCCCUAGAGAUAUCUUUGGGCUGUUCCUGCUGAUGCGUGUUAAGAUAGCGGUGAAAAAACACCAGAGGGAAGACAGCACCAUCCCAAAGAUCUUCCGGGAAACAGUGAGGAAACACUUGGACAAAGUGGCCCUCAUUUAUGAAGGAACGGAUGAAAGCUGGACCUUCAGGGAACUCGACGAGUAUUCAAAUGCAGUGGGAAACUUCCUACUGGAGCAGGGCUACCAGCCAGGCGACGUCAUUGCCCUGUUCAUGGAGAGUCGGCCUGAGUUUGUUGGCCUGUGGCUUGGCAUGGCCAAGAUCGGGGUGGAGGCUGCCCUGCUCAACUUCAAUCUCCGUCUGGACCCUCUCACUCACUGUCUGUCUGUGUCAGGGGCCAAAGCCAUAAUCUUUGGAGCAGAGAUGAGUGAUGCUCUGUUGGAAGUGAAUGGAAUCUUGGGAAAAACCGUUCGGAAGUUCUGCAGUGGGAACUGGGACCCCAGUAAAGUUGCCGCUGGGACUGAACAUCUGGACCCGCAGCUCAAUGCAGCAUCAAAGUUCGCCCCCUCUCCCCCUCCUUCAGUAGGAUUCAUGGAUCGCCUGUUUUAUAUCUACACAUCUGGCACCACUGGAAUGCCCAAAGCUGCCAUCGUCGUGCACAGCAGGUAUUAUCGGAUGGCUGCAUUUGCAUAUUACGGAUUCCAGAUGAGGGUUGAUGAUGUCAUUUAUGACUGCUUGCCAUUGUAUCACUCAGCAGGUAAUAUCGUCGGUGUGGGGCAGUGUCUGCUGCAUGGCCUGACCGUGGUGAUCAGGAAGAAGUUCUCAGCCUCCCGUUUCUGGGAUGACUGCGUGAAGUACAACUGCACUAUUGUUCAGUACAUCGGUGAGAUCUGCCGUUACCUCCUGAACCAGCCGACGCGACGUGCCGAAUCCCAGCACCGCGUCCGCAUGGCGAUCGGCAACGGGCUGAAGCCCUCAGUCUGGGAGUCCUUCGCCAGCCGCUUCCGCAUCGAGCGGGUGGCUGAGUUCUACGGAGCCACCGAGUGCAACUGUUCCAUCGCAAACCUGGACGGCAAGGUGGGGGCCUGUGGCUUUAACAGCCGGAUCCUACCCCAUGUCUACCCCAUCCACCUGGUGAAGGUGAACGAGGACACGCUGGAGCUGAUCCGCAGUCCAGAGGGGCUGUGUGUGCCCUGCAAACCAGGGGAGCCAGGUCAGCUGGUGGGUCGCAUAAACCAACAGGACCCGCUCCGCCGCUUUGAUGGAUAUGCCAGCAAGUCUGCCACAAAUGAGAAGAUUGCCUACAACGUGUUUAAGAAAGGAGACUGCGCCUACCUGUCAGGUGACGUUCUGGUAAUGGAUGACCUGGGCUACAUGUACUUCAAAGACCGAAGUGGGGACACCUUCCGGUGGCGAGGGGAGAAUGUCUCAACCACGGAGGUGGAGGGCACCCUGAGCCAGCUGUUGAACCUGACCGACGUGGCGGUGUACGGAGUGCCCGUGCCAGGCGUGGAAGGGAAGGCUGGAAUGGCAGCAAUUGCAGAUCCUGAUAACAAGGUUAAUCCUGAGCACCUGUACCAGGAGCUGAUGGCGGUGCUUCCUCCUUACGCCAGGCCUGUGUUCCUCCGCAUCCUCCCCGCUGUUGACACCACAAGUACAUUCAAGAUCCAAAAAACCAGGUUACGCAAACAAGGUUUCGAACCGCAUCAAGUGCAAGACAAGCUUUUCUUCCUUGACUCAAAACUGUCCAAGUAUAUCCCUUUAGACGGGAAAGUGUAUGAGAUGAUCCUGGCCGGGAAUUAUCAUCUUUAGAUUAGGAAGCCAAUCCUGGCAUGUUAACAAAAUUAAACACAAAUUUACGGUUAAGGUGGGGGAAGAGCUGAGAUACGAACUGUGCGCCAAGCAGGGAAAGGACCUCCUGUGGAAUGAAACAUUAUUUGGUCACUGAUGUUGAAUUCCAGGUCACCUGAGUCACUUUGGAAUUAUUCAUAACCCGGGCUCCGGUCUGCAGUCAGGACCAGUGCUCCAGGAACCCGAUCUAAAAUCAGGAAUUCAGAACAUGCAACUGCCUACUGAUGCCCAUGGACUGGGAAUCCAGGGGUCAGAUUCAAACAUAGGAACUCUGCAAAUAAGGAAUGUUGGGCUUCCCUCUCUGCUCUGGGGCAGUGUCCGAUCAACGUGCCAGCUGCUGGAAGGGGAGAUAGGCACGAAAGGCAGCUUCAGUCACACCAGCUUCAAACCAUCUCCCACUCUUUGACACCAGCCUUCUUGGUUCACUCUCCCCUCUUCUUUCCACUUUUAGUCUAAACUAUUGGUGUACAGUAGUGUUGCAGCCUGUUCCUGCUUCUCCACAUGGUACUUGUUUGGGUAUUUUACUGUGUAUCAGUAUGGUUGGGGAUUCUGCAUCCAUGUGCUUUGUGCCAAUGUACUUCUUCAUAUGUGUGUCUAUGCUUGAGGAUAUCUGUGUGUGUGUGUGUGUGUGUGUGUGUAUAUGGCUCUGUCAAUGGAGUGUCUGUAUGGAGGGGGGCUAAUCUCUCUCACUCUCCUCCCCCUCUCUCUCCCCCUCUCUCUCCCCCUCUCUCUCCCCCCUCU
This is a messenger RNA of Hypanus sabinus (Atlantic stingray), 3406 nucleotides long. RefSeq names its product long-chain fatty acid transport protein 1-like. Gene Ontology annotation, biological process: positive regulation of protein serine/threonine kinase activity; phosphatidylserine biosynthetic process; response to insulin. The record is from RefSeq and is a predicted model, not a curated record. NCBI's taxonomy places the organism in Eukaryota, Metazoa, Chordata, Chondrichthyes, Myliobatiformes, Dasyatidae. The transcript has 13 exons. Gene Ontology annotation, cellular component: plasma membrane; mitochondrial inner membrane. Gene Ontology annotation, molecular function: fatty acid transmembrane transporter activity; long-chain fatty acid-CoA ligase activity; long-chain fatty acid transmembrane transporter activity. Bases 686 to 2626 code for a protein of 646 amino acids.